GAGGUGGGGGGGAGGAGAGAGAUGGAGGGAAGGAGGGAGACGGGAGCGAGGGGCUGGAUGCAACUAAGUCGCUGGAGCGAGAGUUGCCCGCGGGCGGGUUGCGAGUCGCACCGACGUGGCAAGUUUCAACUUCCGCGUCGAGGCUGGGCCACCCUCCUCCCCGAUGCGCGCUCCGUUGAACUCCCGUGCCGGAUCCGUUGUCCGCAAGUCUUUCGUUUCGUUCGUGAAGAGUCGUAAACAAGAGGCGCGCUACGGGGCAGCGAUUCCGCGAUGUGUCCAGCGGCGGCCGUGGAGUGGAGCGCACCGCGCCCCGAACCGGGCACAUCCCGGUUCGAGCCCCGCUCGCCCACGCGCGGAUUUCACGCACGGUGACUGGAAGAGGCCCAGUUCAGCCGGGUUGAGCUGUUCCUCUCUUCCGGUAGCGGGUAAUGGAUCUGCUCGGGACUAUGGAGGCCAAUAGAGACGCAGCAAUGAGCUGUCGAGAGAAUGCCCGAGCGGCUCUGGGUAUAGGCGACACGAAGCAAGCGAGAAGAUUCAUCGACAAGGCCCAGCAACUUUACCCCUGCGACGAGGAAGAUCAUGAGCUGCUGGCCCGCGUUGAAGAAGCCGCAGUGAUGUUGAAGGACGUGGAGAGGAUAUGCAAUGCGUGUAACUACUAUGAAGUGUUGGAGGUCCAGUCUGCAGCGUCGACAGAGGAGAUCAGACGGGCAUUCAAGUUGCAGUCUUUGAAAGUUCAUCCAGACAAGAACCACAUGCCACGAGCUGCGGAUGCAUUCAAAAAACUCAACGCGUCUCACGAGGUGCUCACGGAUCCGGUAGAACGUGGCAGAUACGAUCUUGGGUGGCAUACGUUCGCGUCAAGAUACAGCGACAGCGACAACGCCGAAGACAGCCGCCCCUUCCAACGCAGCGCGAACCGCGACACGUGCUCCAGCAACAGUGACGGAGACGCGCCAUCAUCCCCACGCAAGCCGUGCCACUCAUUUACAAGAAGGGAAUAUGGAGCCAAGACCGUCAGGCGUCGAGUGCAGAAGUUUUGUGCCGAUUUCAACUGGAUAUUACUUGGCCUUGUGGUGGUAAUGGUGGCGAGCACGAUGUACCAGAUAUCCUUAUACAAGUGGUCUCCGAAACUAAAGAUGCAUAUAUUUCGGCUCUAAAGAUGUUGAGAAUCUCCUUCAUGAAGGAUGAGCAAGAUGACGUUCUUGUGGUGUCAACUCUGGGUCACACUGCCCCUCUGUGCUACCAGCCUUUGCAACACACACUUCGGUGGCUGAAGUUACCAUGCCAGAAUGGGUGAACUCAGAAAUACUUCGUUUUUAUUGAGUACGAAUAUUCCAGUUACAUUGGUAAUACCUUUACUAUUUUUUACUACGCUCGACGGAAGAGCCAGUAUAUGAUGACAAACACACACACUAUCUGGAACAAAAUCAGAUAAGAUAUAGAACAUGAUGAUGCAAUGAGACAAUUUGGAAUACAACCAAACACAUUAUCCACAACACUCUGAAACAGAAUGUCAAGAACACAAAUUAUCUUCUUGAUCUAAAACACGACGACACUUUAUGUGCAUAUGCUUUUAUAUAGAUAUUUAUAUAGCUAUGUGCACGAAUUACUAUGAUUAUUAUUAUUUUUAUCAGGAACUGUGUUUUGCAUACUUAAGAUGUUCGCAAUUUUCAAAACUUGCAUUGUAAUUGUGAAUGUAUAUUGCAGGAGCUUUUAAAAAAAUUAUUGUAUCAUAUAAUUGAAAAACAUAUUCUCGACUGCUCUGUGGUAAAAAUAGGUUUUUCCCUUUCUGCCAAUAAACAGGUGUUAAGAUGUUCAAACACCAUUUUAGAUACUGGCAAAAAAUGGGCCCAUAGAUAUGUGUGGUAACACAUUCCUGCGGAGGGAGCUGGUAGGAACGUUGGGUUGCUCGGUCAAUGGCCAGGGUCAACGGCGGCGUGGUGUAUUCCGCAAAUAUGCCCUGACUGUGAGGGCGGGCAUAAGCCGGCGUGAGUAGGUUAAACGUUGAGUUUUAUAAGGGCACCACGGGG
Molecule: messenger RNA, 2030 nt
Organism: Lethenteron reissneri (Far Eastern brook lamprey)
Lineage: Eukaryota; Metazoa; Chordata; Hyperoartia; Petromyzontiformes; Petromyzontidae
Product: dnaJ homolog subfamily B member 14-like
Biological process (GO): cellular response to misfolded protein
Cellular component (GO): endoplasmic reticulum membrane
Molecular function (GO): Hsp70 protein binding
Source: RefSeq, a predicted model, not a curated record